GUUCCAACAUGGCGGACGAAAAUGAUUGAUACCCGUGUUUCAGCCUUAACGAAGACUAUAAUUCAAAAAGGAACUGGACUAGAAACACCGAAUUAUGGAACAUCAUGUAAAGUCAAACUGAAGAUUUCUUCUCCGGAUGGCACAAUUCUUCAUAAUACCGAGAAGGAAGUCGUUAUAGGCGAAGGUGACAAUGAGGUAUCUGAGACCUUGGACAGAUGCCUUGAGUGUAUGCAUGCUCAAGAAGUCUGUUCGAUACCUUUUGAUGAUGACAAUUUGUGCCAAGAGCUUGGUAUUGUCUUUGAAAGGGAUCUAAAAUGUGAAAUUGAACUUCUUUCCUUCUCCAAGGCAAAAGAGCCUUGGGAAACUACUCCAGAGGAGAAAAUGUCUCUUGCCAAACACCAUAAAGAUAAAGGAACAGAUUGUUUCAAGUCUGGAAAAUGGUCCUGCGCUGGAAGGCGUUAUAGCCAAGCCCUUAAACAGUUGAUUUUGAUAGACAAUACAUUGUCUGAACAGAUGGAAGAACAGGAACAACUGAAGGCUGCUUGUCUACUCAACUUAUCUGCAUGCCAAGGAAAGCUAGGACAGUAUGACUUUGUAGCACUUAACUGUACAAAGGUACUAAGUUUAUGGCCAGAAAAUAUUAAAGCUCUCUACAGACGUGGACAGGCAUUUGUUAUCUUGAAUGAGUUUGAGAAGGCAAGAGGGGACUUAGAGAAGGCUUUGACACUUGACCCGUCUAACAGAGCAGUUCAAUAUCAACUAAGAAUUCUAACGGAGAAGGAACGGAAACACGAUGAAAAGUUGUCCAAGGCAUUGGGUGUGAUGUUUGGACGCAAAAAGUAACCGACCGGCAGGACUUCUUUCGCAAGACGGAUUGGGAGAGUCCCAAUGCGCCAGAGUGUGAUUUUUCUCUAAUCAGUGCUUACGCUGCAACGCAUUGCUCAGUAAAAGAUCCGUAGUAACCCACAACAUUGUA
This is a messenger RNA of Pocillopora damicornis (cauliflower coral), 976 nucleotides long. RefSeq lists its product as uncharacterized. NCBI's taxonomy places the organism in Eukaryota, Metazoa, Cnidaria, Anthozoa, Scleractinia, Pocilloporidae. Gene Ontology annotation, molecular function: peptidyl-prolyl cis-trans isomerase activity; protein binding. The record is from RefSeq and is a predicted model, not a curated record.